Molecule: messenger RNA, 477 nt
Organism: Knipowitschia caucasica
Lineage: Eukaryota; Metazoa; Chordata; Actinopteri; Gobiiformes; Gobiidae
Source: the annotation of a GenBank genome assembly
AUGGCGACAGACCGACCGGAGCCGCGACCUCCGUACUGUCUACUUGUACUGGUGGUGGUGAAGACGCGCACAGAGUUCCAGACGGAGAAGAAGAGGAUGAAGGCGCCGAAGGUGGAGGAGUUCACCAUCAGCAUCACUGACGGAGUUUCUGAGCGGCUCAAGGUCACCAUACUGAUCAUCCUGGCCCUGGCCUUCCUCGCCUGCAUCGUUUUCCUGGUGGUUUAUAAAGCCUUCACCUACGACCACGCCUGUCCAGAUGGAUUCAUAUACAAGCACAAGCGGUGCAUCCCAGCGUCCCUCGAGGCCUACUACGCCGCGCAGGAUGCCAACUCCAGGGGGCGCUUCUACACAGUGAUCAGCCACUACAGCAUGGCCAAGCAGACCACCUCGCACUCCGUCUCCCCCUGGCUGCCCGGAGGAGGCGCUGCUGCGGGCGGACACCACGACUCCAAGCCCCCCAGCGGAGAGGCCCACUGA